This is a messenger RNA of Zingiber officinale, 1383 nucleotides long. RefSeq names its product zinc finger protein WIP2-like. The transcript has 3 exons. Gene Ontology annotation, cellular component: nucleus. The coding region runs from base 86 to 1213 and encodes 375 amino acids. Gene Ontology annotation, molecular function: DNA-binding transcription factor activity. The record is from RefSeq and is a predicted model, not a curated record. Lineage: Eukaryota; Viridiplantae; Streptophyta; Magnoliopsida; Zingiberales; Zingiberaceae. Gene Ontology annotation, biological process: regulation of gene expression; anatomical structure development.
UAAAACAGUUUCUUACACUCUUCUCUCUCUAUUAAUACUGCAACAGCCACCUCCUCCGAUUCCACAUCCAACGAGCUCUCCGGCCAUGGCAGAUCCCUUCAACAACGUCUUCAAAGGCUACUACUUCAGCCACUACAUGCCCCCAAACUACCUCCCUCCUCCUCCUCCGCCUCCUUCUUCUUCAUCAUUGACUUCUCAGUUUCCCAUCAGUAAUUACUUCUUCUCACCUCCUCCUCCUCCUCCGCCGCCGCCGCCGCCGUCUCCGCCGCAGAGAGCAGCGCUUCCGCUACUCAACCUCGUGAGCAGCGGCGCGGGAGACGCGGAGGCGGCGCCAGACGAGGAAGAAGAAGACGUGGAGGACGAGGAGGAGGAGGAGGAGGAGGAGGCGGCGGUGGCUCUGCAAAUUGGGCUGCCGACUCCGACUGCCGCAGAUCUCUUAUCCAGGAUCGACCGGAACAGCAACAACAACAACAACAACGACAACAACACUUCCAAUUCAACCUCUGCUGCUGCUGCUGCCGACUCUAAUUGCGCAAAUAUGGAGGAAGAGGAGGAGGAAGAUAGGGAGGAGCAUGAGGUCGAGCAGGGAAUCCUGAUGCAGUACCCUACGAUGAUCGGGAAGGUGAUGAGAGGGCAGUACUGGAUCCCUACCCCCUCCCAGAUCCUCAUCGGACCUACUCAGUUCUCUUGCCCUGUUUGCUGCAAAACCUUCAACAGAUACAACAACAUGCAAAUGCAUAUGUGGGGGCACGGGUCGCAGUACAGGAAGGGGCCGGAGUCGCUGCGGGGGACGCAGCCGACGGCGAUGCUCCGGCUGCCGUGCUACUGCUGCGCGGCGGGGUGCAGGAACAACAUCGACCACCCGCGCGCGAAGCCGCUCAAGGACUUCCGCACCCUCCAGACCCACUACAAGCGCAAGCACGGCAUCAAGCCCUUCAUGUGCCGCAAGUGCGGCAAGGCCUUUGCGGUUCGAGGCGACUGGCGCACCCACGAGAAGAACUGUGGCAAACUUUGGUAUUGCUCGUGUGGAUCUGAUUUCAAGCACAAGAGAUCACUCAAGGACCACAUCAAGGCCUUCGGCGGCGGCCACGCGGCCUACGGCAUCGACGUCUUCGACGAGGACGACGAGCCAUCGUCGGAGAUCGAACAGGACAGCGUCGGAGAACAGGCGCCGCCGCCGCCACUGCCCCGGUAUGUCAUGAAGUCCAAUUGAAAUGUCAACUGAUUAAUGACUUAGCUUGGAGUGAUAUCGGAGGAGGCAUGUGUAGUACUGGAAUCGAUGUGUUAUUAUGGUCCGAGUGAUCCAUCUUUUGUAGAAUGAAUUAUAUUUAGUCGAAGGGAGACCCAUCACCCACGAUAUGAUAUGGAAUGUCUUUGAAUUUA